Messenger RNA from Scylla paramamosain (green mud crab), 5174 nucleotides. RefSeq names its product 4-hydroxy-2-oxoglutarate aldolase, mitochondrial-like. Lineage: Eukaryota; Metazoa; Arthropoda; Malacostraca; Decapoda; Portunidae. Gene Ontology annotation, biological process: glyoxylate catabolic process. Gene Ontology annotation, molecular function: (R,S)-4-hydroxy-2-oxoglutarate aldolase activity. Gene Ontology annotation, cellular component: mitochondrion. The record is from RefSeq and is a predicted model, not a curated record. The coding region runs from base 16 to 1146 and encodes 376 amino acids. The transcript has 8 exons.
AAAUUGGCAUUGAUUAUGAUGAUAUUCAUACAUGAUUGGUCUGCAAGGACAUCAGAGAUAGGACAGUGCCCGACGUGGCAACAGCAACUGACCUUGGCAGUGCUUUCAGUACAUUGUGUCAACAACAAUAUGGUGUGGAAGAGUCUUUUAACUAGUAUCAGGAGCACAGUUCUCCGUGUUCCUGGCCGCUCCGUCUGUGUAUCUGCGGUAGGGAGAGCUGCCGUCGCCAGUCAGGCCAGCCUCGCUCACCAGCUGGACCUUCGAGGGGUGUACCCUCCUAUGCCCACACCCUUUCUCAAAGACGAGACCAUAGCUUAUGAUCAACUCGCAAGCAAUGUUGGUGUCUGGAGCAAAAUGCCAUUCAGGGGAUUGGUGGUGGAGGGAAGCAAUGGGGAGUAUGUGUACCUUACUCCCGAAGAAAGAGUGGAGCUUGUUUCUCGUGUCAGAGAAUUCCUUCCACAAGACUCAAACAAGCUGAUACUGGCUGGCUCAGGCUGUGAAUCCACUCGUGACACCAUUGCCAUGAGUCAGAAGAUGGCAGCGGCUGGUGCUGAUGCUGUGAUGAUAGUUACCCCAAGUUACUACAAAGGUGGGAUGAAGGACACUGCACUACAUGCACACUUCACAGCUGUGGCAGACAACUGCCCUGUCCCUGUCAUACUGUACAGUGUUCCUGCAUUUACUGUGAUUGACCUGAGUCUGGACGUGAUAGCUGACCUUGCCCAUCACCCAAAUAUUAUUGGUAUUAAGGAGAGUGGAGGUGAUAUUGCAAAAAUUGGCAGUAUAGUGCAAAAGACUCAGAAUGUUGAUUUUCAAGUCAUAGCUGGAUCUGCAAGUUUUCUUCUGGCAACUUUGCAGAUAGGUGGUGUAGGUGGGGUUUGUGCCUUGGCUAAUGUCCUCGGGGAAUCUGUGUGUGAACUGCAGAGACUGGUCAUGGAAAAUGAUAUGUCAGCAGCUGUUGAACUGCAGAAGAAACUGAUUGCUCCAAAUGCUGCAGUAACCAAGACCUUUGGCAUCCCUGGGUUGAAGCAAGUCAUGGAUUGGAUGGGAAUGUAUGGAGGCCCCUUGCGUUCUCCCUUGCAGCCACUGACCCAGCAGGAGACAGAAAAGCUACGCCAGGUGUUUGUUAAUGCUGGUUAUCUCUGAGGAUGCCAGCUAUCAUUUAUGUUAUUCUCCAUAAAUCUUUAUGCUGAUGUUUGGUGCAGGUAGCAUGUGUUCAAUAAGUUGGUGGUUGGAUUGUGUGAUUGGCAUGAGUAAUGGUGAUGGUGAUUAUGUAUUUGACAUUCAUACUGGGAUCUGCUUCCCUUAUUUUAAUAGCUUUUUAGAUUAUUAUAUACCUAACCUUUUUUACAUUUCUUUGUGACAUGGUAAUUUCUGGUGUCUCAAAGCAAGCACAAACACAUACUCAAGAUAGCAGGAUUGCUAGCUUUGUGUCCAUUUAGGGCUGCAAAGUUACAAUAUUACUCACUCAAUUACUUGUUUACUGACAUGGCUUAUCUUGGCUUAUGUCCUGUUGCUAUUCAGUGCUGCAGGAAGAAGGGGCUACAGUGCGAAAGGAGGCAAAUUCAAAUUGUCUCUGUGCAGUUUGAGAUUCAGAUCUGGUCUAGAAUCUCUUGGGUAUGAGCUGAGUAUGUUACUUAUAUUUUAUCUGUAAUAAUUAUAACUAAAACAAGUUGAAAAUAUUAUUUUCUUAAUCUUUUUCCUUUCUGAAAUUGGUCUUCACCACCUUGUUCAUUUUGGGAAAAACAAGACUGGCAUGAGUUUCAGGUUCAUCACUUAUGAGUCUAAAUAUGAUACAUAAAUGUGAGAAGUACCUGAGCAAUCCAAAGUGAAAACUAAAUAGAGGUCUAUAUCAACUUUUGCAACUGCAUGUGAGAAGAAAAAUCAUAUAUACAUAGAUAUAUAUUGUGUAAUGAUUUUUUAUUGCUCUCACAUUUUUAGGAAUGUAUUUUUUAUAAAAUUUAAAGGAAUAUUGUGCUACAAAUUUAGCUAUGUUUAUAAAUUUAAUUCAAGAGAUAAUCUUGUCUUGUUUUAUAAUUUCUCAAUAUUAUACUUAUUGGCAUAAUGAUAAUUUUAUUUUCCCUAAAGUAGUAAAGGGUUUAUUUUUGAGCCAUGUUUUCUGAGGUAUUGUUUGCAUAUCUCAUUCAGCGAAUACUAAACCAGCACAGCCUUGGCCUCCCUCCUAAAUGAUAUAUUCAUCUUCCACCAGGCACUCACCCUUCUGCAGACCUAACUCUUUCAAGCUAAGAUACUUGGAUUUUUUUAUUAUUAUUAUUAUUAUUAUUAUUAUUAUUAUUAUUAUUUAUUUAUUUAUUUUUCAUUUCUUAUUAUUAUACAUUCUGGAUAAUAUUUUACUUCUGAGUUACAGCUUCAAUGAAGAUUACUGCAACUCCGAAUGUCCUGAUUGCUAUGGCGCCUUGUAGAAGCAAAGGGAAAUAGAUGUACAGGUAAGCUUUUUAGUCAUUUAUUCCGGAUAAAAUAAAUAUGGACAUUGCUUAUGCACUUAGUAAUAACUUUACAAUAUAAUAGCAUUUAAGAAUGUGUAUUUUCUUUAAGCGUGAUGCAUUACCAAGAGACGGAAUAAUAAUAUUACAAUAGCUGCUCACUUGGUUGACACACUUCCCUUUGGUAUCACUAUUCACAAUCAUUUCAACAAUAAUCUUGCCCUGUCAUUAUCAAAGAGUGGCAAAUAGCUCACAUAUGAGACUUAAAGGUACCUGAGUGAGUUGGGUGUCUCAGCAGGAACCUUUAGUUACAUACACAAUACCCAAGCCAAUAUAUUCCUCCUCUGAUUAAUUAUUGAUCAAUGUAUCUCUUGACUUUCUUAUCAUCUUAGUCAAAUGCCCACAUGUAACAGUACAUUAACUCAAAGGAGAGGAAGUGCUCUGAAAAGAUCCUGACACAGAUGUUCACUCAAUUUGGAACCUUGGCAGAUGUGAUGCAGACAUCUACUACAUAUCAAAUGUAGACUACUACUAGUCUCUUGGAGCCAUGGUUCACGCACACACACACACACACAAAUGAAGGAUGCUAAAUAAUAUUCAUAAAACUGUUUUGAAUCCUUAUUUAUCCAAAUAUUUUAUACAAUUCAAAACCACAUGUUCCCUUGUCAUGGGUCCAAUUUUAUCAUGUGAUGUGGCAAGCUGAUUAGCAUGAGCAAGUGAGCAACUACUGCAUAUGCAUCAAUUAUGAUAGCUUGUAAAGGUGCUGUGCUCUAUAAAUUGAAGAAUGGAACUGCAAUGGCUAUUUGAAGAGUUGUCACAGAAUCAGUGGUGAGUUCCACUGCCACGUUAAGACACAAGCAGCACCAUCACCAUGUGUACAAUAUGCAGCGAGCAAUAUGCCAAGUACACAGCCAAAAGAGGGUAUCAUUUAUCCACCAUGUUCAUAACCAACAAGAUACCAUCUACUAUGUGUACAUAAAAUACCAGCAAUAUCACGGUGUCAUGAGGAACAAGCCUCGCGAUGUGAAGAAUUUGUAAUUUCAUUAUGCUUAAAAUUCUUUAAAAUCUUUGAAAAUUCAAACCACAUAACCACGAAGAAUAUGAGUAUAUGGUAGUUUGAUAGUUGAGAUUUACAAACCAAAAUAUAUCUAAAUACUGAGAAUUUUAGCAAUUUCCAUAUCCAGUUUUAAAGGGUAUCACAAAGACUGAGAUGACAAAUAUUAGUGAAAUGUACUGUAAGAUUAUAAAAAUAAAAGGUGGCCUUCAUCAGAAUUUUCUUAUCCAAAUUUCUUUCUGUACUUUAAACUUUAAGCUCAUAAAGAUAUACAAUUUGUUUUCCAGGUUCACUAUCAGUGAAAAUCUAACUGUUUUCCUUUGUUAUGCAUGUAAAUGCAACAAGAGAUAUGUCUGUUAGCCUAUUUCCAAUGGUUCAUGUUGUUUACUGAAUCUGCCAUACUUGCUGGCAUAUCAAGUGCAUCACCAAUUUAGUGAUGCUGGAUAAGGUUGUGUAUUUUUUUUAUUAGAAAAGUUCUUACAUGCCAGUAGUUUCAAUACAUAGAAAUUCCUUGCAAGUGUUAAUUUCUCUUUAAGUUUCAUAAGCAGUGGAACCUCAGUUCUUGAACUUAAUUCGUUCUUGAAUGCCAUUCAAAAUCCAAAAUCCAAAAAACCAAAGCUAUUUUUCCUAUACGAAUCAAUGUAAAAUAUAUUAAUUUGUUCCCAGACACCCAGACACCCUGUCUUAGCUUCCCACUGCUAAGAUGGUUGCUUCACAUCUCCAGCUCUGAUAUUAUUUAUCCAGAAAGGAUGUACUGAAUGAAUGUAGAGACACAGAACUCAUCAGAAGAUAAUGUUUAGACAGUACAGGUAUUCUCUUUUGUCAUCAUUCUAGUGAGGAAAGCCUUACAGAGUAACACAGAGAGGAGCAACCCACUUACCACCAAAAUGAAGGUGAUCAUAACACUUAGACAUCUUGCUGCUGGAAAAAGCUACUAGGAAAAUGCAGCCGUGCAGUAGUGAUGGCACUAGGGGUCAUCGAGAGAGAGAGUAAUCCCUUUGUGAUUACUCCUCAGCGCCAAAAAACUGUUUGUUUACAUUGAGGUUCUUCAGCGGGAUUACAUUUACCCUAUUUCAAAGUUUGAAUUAGUCUUACAUUCUGUGUCUCUCCUCUAAAUAUAUAAAAGCAAAGUAAAUAUUGAUAGAAACUUUUAAUUGUUAAUAAACUGCAGCUUUUGCUCUGUCUUUUAAUAUUUGAAAUCAAGUAACUUUAUUCGAGAACCAAAUUAUGGGGUGGCAACCAAAGCAAUUAUAAGUUCAAAUUUUUGAUCAAAAAGUGAUUUGUUGGAAAAGAGAGGCAUUCGGUAACCGAGGUUCCACUGUAUAUUAAGUGAUAUGAUUUUAAUGCUAAUACAGUGGACUCUCAAAUUCCCAUGUCUGGAAAAAUUUGAACAAUCUGGGAAUAUAUAAAAAGGAAAAGUAUACAUGUUAUAUGUCACUAGUUUCACACAGUAAUCAAUAGCUAACACACCUGUUUAGAAAUCUGGGGUCCAUUACAUAUAUAAUUUCAUCACCAUUCUGAAAGACGCCAUACAUGCUUGCAUGUGUCUGUUAUGUUCACCUAAUAACAGCUUCUCAAGCUGCACUGUCAAGUAUAGUGUGUGUGUGUGUGUGUGUGUGUGUGUGUGUGUGUGUGUGUGUGUGUGUGUGUGUGUGUGUGUGUGUGUGUGUGUGUGU